GUCACAAGAGCUGCUCCGAUACCUUCACGGACCUUCUGAACACGUGGACAUGGCAGAUUCUCAGAUGCCUGAGUUUGGGGCAGCAGCUCCAUACCUGCGCAAGUCAGAGAAGGAGCGGCUGGAGGCCCAGACUCGGCCCUUCGACAUGAAGAAGGAGUGCUUUGUGCCCGACCCCGAAGAGGAGUUCGUCAAGGCCUCCAUCAUCAGUCGUGAUGGAGACAAAAUCACCGCUGAAACUGAGAGAGGGAAGACCGUAACGGUGAAGGAGGCGGACGUCCUCCCUCAGAACCCCCCCAAGUUCGACAAGAUCGAGGACAUGGCCAUGUUCACCUUCCUGCACGAACCUGCCGUGCUGUUUAACCUCAAAGAGCGUUACGCAGCCUGGAUGAUCUACACCUACUCAGGGCUCUUCUGUGUCACCGUGAACCCCUACAAGUGGUUACCGGUGUAUAAUCAGGAGGUUGUACUCGCUUACAGAGGAAAGAAGAGGAGUGAAGCUCCUCCUCACAUCUUCUCCAUCUCGGACAACGCCUACCAGUACAUGCUCACGGACAGAGAAAACCAGUCCAUUCUCAUCACUGGAGAAUCCGGUGCUGGGAAGACUGUGAACACCAAGAGGGUCAUUCAGUACUUUGCCAGCAUCGCAGCAGGAGGAGGGAAGAAGGACACAACAUCUGAGAAGAAGGGCACCUUGGAGGAUCAGAUCAUCCAGGCCAACCCAGCUCUGGAGGCCUUUGGUAACGCCAAGACCAUCAGAAAUGACAACUCAUCAAGAUUUGGAAAGUUCAUCCGAAUCCACUUCGGAGCCAGUGGUAAACUCGCUUCAGCUGACAUUGAGACAUAUCUUUUAGAGAAAUCUCGUGUGACUUUCCAGCUCAAGGCUGAAAGGGACUAUCACAUUUUCUAUCAGAUCCUGUCUCAAAGGAAACCGGAGUUGUUGGAAAUGCUGCUCAUCACCAACAACCCCUAUGACUACGCCUUCAUCUCCCAAGGAGAGACCACCGUUGCAUCGAUCAAUGACGCUGAAGAACUAAUGGCUACCGAUGAAGCCUUUGACGUUCUGGGCUUCACUCAGGAGGAGAAGAACAGCAUCUACAAGCUGACUGGUGCCAUCAUGCACUACGGCAACAUGAAGUUCAAGCAGAAGCAGCGUGAGGAGCAAGCAGAAGCUGAUGGCACUGAAGAUGCUGACAAAUCAGCUUAUCUGAUGGGUCUGAACUCUGCUGAUCUCAUCAAGGGUCUGUGUCACCCAAGGGUCAAAGUAGGGAAUGAGUGGGUCACCAAAGGACAAAAUGUUCAGCAGGUGUACUAUGCUAUUGGCGCCCUGUCAAAAGCAGUUUAUGAGAAGAUGUUCCUCUGGAUGGUGGUGAGAAUCAACCAGUCCCUGGACACCAAACAACCUCGCCAGUAUUUCAUCGGUGUACUGGAUAUUGCCGGCUUUGAGAUCUUUGAUUUCAACACCUUCGAACAGCUCUGCAUCAACUUCACUAAUGAGAAGCUGCAGCAGUUCUUCAACCACCACAUGUUUGUACUGGAGCAGGAAGAGUACAAGAAAGAAGGCAUUGAGUGGGAGUUCAUUGACUUCGGCAUGGACCUGCAAGCUUGUAUAGAUCUCAUUGAGAAGCCAAUGGGAAUCAUGUCCAUCCUUGAAGAGGAGUGCAUGUUCCCCAAGGCCAGUGAUGCCACAUUUAAGGCAAAGCUGUAUGACAACCAUCUGGGAAAAUCUAACAACUUCCAGAAGCCCAGGGUUAUUAAGGGGAAACCAGAGGCCCAUUUUUCCUUGAUUCACUAUGCUGGUACUGUGGACUACAACAUCAACAACUGGCUGGUGAAGAACAAGGACCCCUUGAAUGAAACUGUGGUUGGGUUAUACCAGAAGUCUAACGUCAAGUUGCUUGCAAUGUUGUUUGCUAACUAUGCUGGAGCAGAUUCAGCACAAGAAGCUGGAGGCAAGGGCAAGGGAGGAGGAGGAAAGAAGAAGGGCUCCUCUUUCCAGACUGUGUCUGCUCUCCACAGGGAGAACUUGAAUAAGCUGAUGACAAACUUGAGGUCAACCCACCCCCACUUUGUGCGCUGCAUCAUCCCCAAUGAGACCAAGACUCCUGGGGCCAUGGAGAACCCUCUGGUCAUGCACCAGCUGCGCUGUAAUGGUGUGCUGGAAGGCAUCAGGAUCUGCAGAAAGGGCUUCCCCAACAGGAUCCUCUACGGAGACUUCAAACAGAGGUAUCGCAUCCUGAACCCUACAGCUAUCCCAGAAGGACAGUUCAUAGACAGCAAGAAAGGGGCAGAGAAGCUAUUAGGUUCCUUAGACAUUGACCACAAUCAGUACAAGUUUGGACACACUAAGGUGUUCUUCAAGGCUGGUUUGCUGGGUCAGCUGGAGGAGAUGAGAGAUGAUCGUUUGUCACUCAUAAUCACGGGAAUACAGGCAAGAUCUCGUGGUCUUUUAGCAAGAAUUGAAUACCAAAAGAUGGUUGAACGAAGGGAUGCUUUACUUGUCAUUCAGUGGAACGUGCGUUCCUUCAUGGGUGUAAAGAACUGGCCGUGGAUGAAGCUCUUCUUUAAAAUCAAGCCUUUGCUGAAAAGUGCUGAAGCCGAAAAGGAGAUGGCCAAUAUGAAGGAAGAAUUCCUGAAGCUGAAAGAAGCCUAUGAAAAAUCUGAGAUGCGUAAGAAGGAACUGGAAGAGAAAAUGGUCUCCCUUCUCCAAGAGAAGAAUGAUUUGCAGUUACAAGUCCAAGCUGAGCAAGAUAAUCUUUGUGACGCUGAAGAGAGAUGUGAUCAACUGAUAAAAAACAAGAUCCAGAUGGAGGCCAAAGUCAAAGAACUCACAGAAAGGCUGGAGGAUGAGGAGGAGAUGAAUGCAGAGCUGACUGCUAAGAAGAGGAAGCUGGAGGAUGAGUGUUCUGAGCUGAAGAAGGACAUUGAUGACCUGGAGCUCACUCUAGCUAAAGUGGAGAAGGAGAAACAUGCCACUGAGAACAAGGUAAAGAACCUGACUGAAGAAAUGGCAGGUCUGGAUGAAAUCAUUGCCAAACUGACCAAGGAGAAGAAGGCUCUGCAGGAAGCUCACCAGCAAACCCUGGAUGACCUGCAGAGUGAGGAGGACAAAGUGAACACACUGACCAAGGCCAAAGCCAAACUGGAGCAACAAGUUGAUGAUCUUGAAGGCUCUCUGGAACAAGAGAAGAAGGUACGAAUGGAUCUUGAGAGGGCUAAGAGAAAGCUAGAGGGAGACUUAAAGUUGAUCCAGGAGAAUAUAAUGGAUCUGGAAAAUGAUAAGCAGCAAUUGGAAGAGAGGCUGAAAAAGAAGGACUUUGAGAUCAGCCAAAUCAACAGUAAAUUUGAAGAUGAACAAGCAGCGAACAUCCAGUUACAGAAAAAACUUAAGGAGCUACAGGCUCGAAUUGAGGAGCUGGAGGAGGAGCUGGAGGCUGAAAGAGCUGCUCGUGCCAAGGUGGAGAAGCAGAGGGCAGACUUGUCCAGAGAGCUGGAGGAGAUCAGCGAGAGGCUGGAGGAGGCUGGUGGGGCCACAGCUGCCCAGAUUGAGAUGAACAAGAAGAGGGAGGCAGAGUUCCUGAAGCUGCGUAGAGACCUCGAAGAGGCGACACUGCAGCAUGAAGCUACAGCUGCCACACUGAGGAAGAAACAUGCUGACAGUGUGGCUGAUCUGGGGGAGCAGAUCGACAACCUGCAGAGAGUGAAGCAGAAGCUGGAGAAGGAGAAGAGCGAGCUGCGACUGGAGCUAGACGAUGUCGUCUCCAACAUGGAGCAGAUUGUGAAGACCAAGACAAACAUCGAAAAGACAUGCAGGACUGUGGAAGAUCAGAUGAGCGAAUACAGAACCAAGUAUGAGGAAGCGCAGCGCAGCAUAAGUGACUUCACGAUGCAGAAAGCUAAGCUACAGACUGAGAAUGGGGAGCUUUCCAGGCAGCUGGAGGAGAAGGAGUCUCUAGUGUCCCAGCUAACAAGAGCAAAACAGUCCUACACUCAGCAGAUGGAGGACCUGAAAAGACAACUGGAGGAAGAAGUUAAGGCCAAGAAUGCCCUGGCCCAUGCAGUGCAGUCUGCUCGCCAUGACUGUGAUCUGCUGAGGGAGCAGUAUGAGGAGGAGCUGGAGGCCAAGGCUGAGCUGCAGCGUAGUCUCUCCAAGGCCAACUCUGAGGUGGCUCAGUGGAGAACCAAGUAUGAGACUGAUGCAAUCCAGAGGACUGAGGAGCUGGAGGAUGCAAAGAAGAAACUGGUUCAGCGACUGCAGGAUGCAGAAGAGGCUGUGGAAGCUGUAAACGCUAAGUGUUCAUCCCUGGAGAAGACCAAACACAGACUGCAGAAUGAGAUUGAAGACCUCAUGGUCGAUGUUGAGAGAUCUAAUGCAGCUGCUGCCGCUCUGGACAAGAAGCAAAGAAACUUUGACAAAGUCCUGGCUGAGUGGAAGCAGAAGUAUGAAGAGUCACAGAGUGAGCUGGAGAGCUCCCAGAAGGAGGCCAGGUCUCUCAGCACUGAACUCUUCAAGCUGAAGAAUUGCUAUGAGGAAUGUCUGGAUCAUCUGGAGACGAUGAAAAGAGAGAACAAGAACCUUCAAGAGGAAAUUUCUGAUCUGACUGAACAACUUGGUGAGGGGGGCAAGAGUGUCCAUGAGCUGGAGAAAAUAAGGAAGCAAUUGGAGCAGGAGAAAAGUGAGAUACAAUCAGCUCUUGAAGAAGCAGAGGCCUCUUUAGAGCACGAAGAGGGCAAGAUCCUGAGAGCCCAGCUUGAAUUUAACCAGAUGAAAGCUGAUAUUGAGCGGAAACUGACAGAGAAGGAUGAGGAGAUGGAGCAGGCAAAGAGGAACCACCAGAGGGUCGUAGAUACUCUACAGAGCUCUUUGGAGGCAGAGACCCGCAGCAGGAAUGAAGCUCUGAGGUUGAAGAAGAAGAUGGAGGGAGACCUCAACGAGAUGGAGAUCCAGCUCAGCCAGGCCAACAGGCAGGCAACAGAAGCACAGAAGCAGCUGAAGGUUAUCCAAGCACAUUUGAAGGACGCCCAGAUGCAGCUGGAUGACUCUAUUCGUUCCAAUGAUGACUUGAAGGAGAACACUGCGAUUGUAGAGAGACGCAACAAUCUCCUGCAGGCAGAGCUGGAGGAGCUCAGGUCCAUGGUGGAGCAGACAGAGAGAGGACGUAAACUGGCUGAACAAGAGCUGCUGGACGUCAACGAGAGGGUGCAGCUGCUGCACUCACAGAACACCAGCCUGCUCAACCAGAAGAAGAAGCUGGAGGCGGAUACAUCGCAGCUUCAGACCGAGGUAGAGGAGGCUUUGCAGGAAUGCAGGAACGCCGAGGAAAAAGCCAAGAAGGCCAUCACUGAUGCUGCCAUGAUGGCGGAGGAGCUGAAGAAGGAGCAAGACACCAGUGCUCACCUGGAGCGCAUGAAGAAAAACAUGGAGCAAACCAUCAAAGAUCUGCAGCACCGUCUCGAUGAAGCUGAGCAAAUUGCCAUGAAGGGGGGCAAGAAGCAGGUGCAAAAACUGGAAGCUCGUGUGAGAGAACUGGAGAAUGAGGUAGAAACGGAACAGAGGAAAAGCAGUGAUGCUGUGAAGGGAAUCCGCAAAUACGAACGUCGCAUCAAAGAACUGAGUUACCAGACUGAAGAGGACCGUAAGAACAUAACCCGUUUGCAGGACUUGGUGGAUAAACUACAGCUGAAAGUGAAGGCCUACAAGAGAGCUGCAGAAGAGGCUGAGGAACAGGCCAACACCAAUCUCGGCAAGUUCCGCAAGCUGCAGCACGAGCUGGACGAGGCUGAGGAGAGAGCCGACAUCGCCGAGUCUCAGGUCAACAAAUUGCGUGCCAAGAGCCGUGACGUGAGUUCCAAGAAAGGCCUCGAUGAAGAGUGA
This is a messenger RNA of Scleropages formosus (Asian bonytongue), 5872 nucleotides long. Its product is annotated as myosin-7-like. Gene Ontology annotation, molecular function: microfilament motor activity; actin filament binding; ATP binding. NCBI's taxonomy places the organism in Eukaryota, Metazoa, Chordata, Actinopteri, Osteoglossiformes, Osteoglossidae. Gene Ontology annotation, cellular component: cytoplasm; myosin II complex; myosin filament. The transcript has 39 exons. Gene Ontology annotation, biological process: muscle filament sliding; cardiac muscle contraction; adult heart development. Bases 50 to 5872 code for a protein of 1940 amino acids. The record is from RefSeq and is a predicted model, not a curated record.